This is a messenger RNA of Parnassius mnemosyne (clouded apollo), 237 nucleotides long. The record is from the annotation of a GenBank genome assembly. NCBI's taxonomy places the organism in Eukaryota, Metazoa, Arthropoda, Insecta, Lepidoptera, Papilionidae.
AUGAUUGAGGGAAUGGUGAAGGAUGGUGUUAUUGAACCUUCAUCUAGUCCAUGGUGUUCACCUGUGGUGCUGGUAAAGAAGAAGGACGGCAGCAUGCAGUUUUGUGUUGCCUACCGCCGCCUGAACGACGUUACGAAGAAGGACAGUUAUCCCUUGCCAAGAAUUGAUGACACGCUGGACAUGCUCACAGGCGUAAAUUGGUUUAGUACGCUGGACCUGAAAAGUGGCUACUGGUAG